Messenger RNA from Coffea eugenioides, 1309 nucleotides. RefSeq lists its product as uncharacterized. The transcript has 4 exons. Lineage: Eukaryota; Viridiplantae; Streptophyta; Magnoliopsida; Gentianales; Rubiaceae. The coding region runs from base 223 to 1191 and encodes 322 amino acids. The record is from RefSeq and is a predicted model, not a curated record.
CAUUCCGAGUCUGGUGUAGCGGCAUGCCCUCAAAGAAAAUAUAGAUAAUCAUGGGCGCGGCGGCCCGUAUGUUAGUCACUAGCGAGUCGUCUUCGGGCCCGAACAUGCCCCUCUUUAUAAAUACCUUAGCCUCUAGGACCAUUUUUCACGUGCAUUUCUUUCUUGCUAAAUUUCAACUAGCAAAAGCAGUUUCAUCUCUUAGCAUCUCAAGAAAUCAUUAUCAUGGCCGCCAUUAACAAAAUUCAAGUGGUUUCCAAAGAAAUGUUAGGCCAAAUAGCAGCAAAAAAUGGUGAUACCAAUCUUUAUGAACCCCGAGAUGCCGGGGAAAUGAUUUUUCACUUCUUUGAUGAAGUUGAGGAGUUUUCAUCUGGUAGUUCAUCAUGUGGUUCUUCUAGCACUGGCUUUGAUGGUAAAGAAGGCGUUUAUCAUGAGGAUGCGGAGGAGGACGACGAGGCAGCAGCUGUCGACACCGCAGAAAAUAGUUCUAAGGCUGAGGCGGCUAAAGCCUUUUGGGACUCACAAGAGGAGCUUUUGCUGUCAACUUUACGUCGGACCACGUCUUUUGAAUCAAAAAUCAGGAAGGCAACAAAGGAAGCUAUAAUGGAGUUAAAUGCCACUGGUGUUAAUUGUGUCUGCCAGAAAAGGGCUGUUGAUGGCUGCCGGAAAUGUAUGCGAAAAGGAGUCUGUGAUCGGCUUCAGAAAGGUGGAUUUAGUUGCACCAUUUGCAAGUCCAAGUGGAAAAGCUCACAGGGGAUUCCAGCCGGGGAGCAUACCUACAUGGAAGUAGUUCAAGAUACAGGACCUAAAAGAAGUGAAUUGAAGGUGAUCAUUGAGUUGAAUUUCAAGUCAGAAUUCAUGAUGGCAAGAGGUUGUGAGGAAUAUAACCGGCUACUUGAACGAUUGCCCGAUGUAUAUAUUGGAAAGACUGAAAGACUGAAAACUCUGAUCAAAAUAUUGUGCUCUGCAUCAAAGAAGUGCAUGAAGGAGAAUAAAAUGCAUAUGGCACCAUGGAGGAAGCAUAAAUACAUGCAAGCAAAGUGGCUUGGCAAACCUGAAAAGCAACCAACAUUAACCUUGCCUGAAUUGCAUACGGAAGUCAGGCCAUCAAGGCCCAAGGCCUCCAUGCUUACCUUUGAUUUCUCGGAUAAUUUGAAAACCUUGCACCCUGCAACCAUGAUUAAAGUCUUGUAGUCAUAAUUUUAUUGUCAAUUUUGCAACCUAGAUCUCUUAGGUUUUGCUCUAAAUUAUGAGGAGUGAUGGUGGUAGUUGAGUUUUUUGAGAGUCUUGUGUAUGAUUUCUUUUCAGAGAA